Molecule: messenger RNA, 3891 nt
Organism: Theileria annulata
Lineage: Eukaryota; Apicomplexa; Aconoidasida; Piroplasmida; Theileriidae
Exons: 2
Coding region: 1-3891 (1296 amino acids)
Biological process (GO): endoplasmic reticulum to Golgi vesicle-mediated transport; COPII-coated vesicle cargo loading; intracellular protein transport
Cellular component (GO): COPII vesicle coat; endoplasmic reticulum exit site
Molecular function (GO): structural molecule activity; protein binding
Source: RefSeq, a predicted model, not a curated record
AUGAAAGGCUUUGGAGUUUUCUCGCCCUGCAGCGCAACUUCACGCUACGUUCUGGCAGCCUCAGGCCUACACGAGUCCUCGUGUAACAGUACGCCACGAGAAGGCACACAGCCACUAUCGCUCAACCUACUUGACUUCAAAGUCACGGAAAACUCGGAAACAAGCUCUGACUUUUUCUCAAACACAUUUGAAAACAAUUUCAACCAAUACGCGCCAGAUACGCCAUUCUCAUUCAAUAAUACAAAUUUUGGAGGAGCUAAUUAUGGUGGGACGAACUUUGGCGGGAAUAAUUUUGAUGAUUACGUGACGUCGAGAAGUACGCCUGGAAUAGCAGAGUUCUCACUUCUACACUCAAUACCGGUGGAUUUAAACGCACACCUUACCACAAUGAAGUGGAUUAAACUAGGAGUACCGUAUACAGAUGAAAAAACGUUGGUAGUCGUUGGUUCAAGUUCUGGUGACUUGGUUUUCUAUGACGCAAAGGCCCUUACUGAAAAUAAAACGCUAGUGUCGACAUUUAAUACUAAUGUGUGUUCAGUACCGAUCAAGUGUUUGGGGUACUGUGGUAAGAAUAUGCUGGGAGUAGCGGGAGUUGAUGGCCAAGUGUCAGUAGUGGACCUGGGAGACGCAUCGAAUUAUGCAGUUGUGGAUGUCAGCUACGGCAAGUGGAAAGUGGGCCAAGUAACAAGUUUGAGUUGGAAUUACCGUUUGCCUCACAUAUUGGCAUCAGCAGGGGCGGCACUAACACCAUCGGAUACCAGUGGAGUGGUAGUGUGGGACCUAAAGGUGAGAAAACCAGCAAGUACAUUUAGGGAUCCAAUGGGUCGUGUAAAUCCAGUAGCACUGGACUGGGUACCAGAUCAAGCGACACAAUUAGUAGUUGCAUAUGCAGAUGAUAACGCUCCAUCAGUACAAUUGUGGGAUCUAAGAAAUCCAUCAGGACCACUCUUUGAGCUCAAGUCGCACGGUGAUGUGAAAUCACACUCUGAAUUAAAUGCACAAGAAUCCAAGGCACAUACAAGAGGAUUGACUGAUGUUAAAUUCUCACCACAUGACCCAAAUGUACUACUUACAAGUUCUAAAGAUGAUACAACCAAAUGUUGGCACUUGACACCAGAAAGAACAUUUACAUUAUUGUCAACAUUUCAAACAGAAGCACUUUCACAUCAUUCUAGAGUGGAUUGGCAUCCGAAUGUGCCAGGGCUAUUUCUAUCCCAGUCAAACGAUGGACAACUCAAUGUACAUCAUUUGUAUUCUGGAACAGUGGAAGGAUCUUAUGUACCGGUGUGGACAAGGAAAAGAGGAGGAAUCGCGUCUGGAUUUGCUGGUCAAGUUACCUCAUGGAAUAACGUUGAGCUUAAAAACUUUACACUCACGUCACAACUUGAUGGUGAUAGCUUAAAGUUAUUGGAUGGAGUGUUAGAAGUGAUGAGAAUGUUGAACGAUGAGAGUAUGUUCACGGAGUUUUGCGAAUCUAAAGUAAAUUCAAGCACUAGCGAGUAUGAAAAACUCACAUGGUCGGUUCUAAAAUGUCAAUAUAAAGGUCAACUGAAAGAUUUGUUGUCCACACUAGGUUACUCGAAUUUCGAACCCGUUACUAAUUUGUCACCAGAUUCCGUCACUGGUAAUGUUGGUGGUAACAUGAAUUUACCAGCACAAUCAAUAGGAACGUUGGCAACGCAAUCCAUUGGGAGUCUUGGAGCAUUUUUUACCAAUAGAACAAAUAGUUUGAGUGAAGUCACAUCACAAGAUGAUAAAGAAGCGGAAGAUUUCUUCAACUCACUCACACUCAAGUCUAAUUUGUUAGAUCCAAACUCUAAUUUAUUGGAUACACAAAAUAACUUAAUGAACACCAAUAAUAAUUUGUUGGAUUUAAAUGCAGGAUCUAGUGUUACAGGUGUUAGUAGUGUGAGGAGUCUUAGUGGGUUGGAUUGGUGUUCAGAUAUGAAAUUGAAGAAUAAGUUAGUUAAUGCAGAUUUUAAAGAAGCAGCAAAGAGGUGUUUAGAUUUAAAUAAAGUAGUAGAAGGGUUAUUAUUGGCAUAUGUGGGAGGUCAAGAAGUGUUUCUGGAAUUGGUGGAGAAGGUCGUAGAGUCGAAAAAGGACCCGUUUCUUAACCUCUUGCACUUGCUAAUGCAAGGCGAUGUUGAAACUGUACUUUUAAACAGUAACUUAAACGAUUGGAAGGAAACACUUUGUAUUAUUUACACUUAUGGAGGAGAUUUAACGCUGUUUAGAACACUAACGCACAAGUUUGCUAAACGACUCUAUGAACAAGGGUACUAUCAAGAAGCUACCAUUUCAUAUAUAUUAGCGUGUGACUACUACCAAGUAGCAAAUCUAUGGAAAUUGCAACAAAGUUUAAGUAACAGUGGUCGAUUACAAGGUUUAGGUGACAAGAAUAAUCUUGGUACUACUAGGUUGGAGGAUAGAAUUGAGAUGAUGUUGAAACUGUCAGUAUUAUCAUUUUCAAUGUGGAGUAAUUCAGGUGCCGGGUAUCAGAAUGAGAGUUUUGACACGGUUUUGAUGGAGCUUUCUGAGGUAUUUAUUGAUGCAGGGAUGUUAGAUAAGGCUUUGGAAACACUCAACGUGACCGGAGCUUCAAAUUCAGAACAAAUAAGACAAAUGAAAUCGAAAGUUGAAAAUCAACUUACAACUCAAUAUACUGGACAAUCUGUAGUACAACCAACAGCUCAAUACGUAACACAAGCCACGCCUCAAUACGCAGGACAAUCCUUAUUACAACAAACACCCCAAUAUGGUACACAAAGUAUGGUACAACAACAAGCUCAAUAUGCAACACAACCUGCAACACAAUAUACUCCACAAACUAUGGUACAUCCAGUACAGCCGGUAGUACAAGGAGUUGGAACUGGAUUGAAUACAAGACCAGCGGUAAGUGUAAGUCAGACAAUGGCAAGCACUACAACAAGAACUGUACCAUUAACAGCCCUUCAACCAACAACACAUCGUACAACACAGCAAACAUAUCCGGCUCAGUCUACUGGUUAUCCGUCAACUACGUAUCAAGGAUCCACAUCGGUUUCAGGGAUGUCACAGAGUUUUACAACGGCAAGUUCAUUAACAAAUUCAACAGCCGUUAGUUCAGUGUCAACAGGGUUUCUAACUUCACAACUGCCGAGUAAUGCAUCAAAUUUGUCAUCCUACAACAGUUUACCGCAUUCUACUAAUCUUACCACAACUCAAGCUAAUUUGAAUCCAGUGCCUGCUCAUUUGAAUACUGUUCCCACAAAUUUGAAUCCCGUACCUUCACAUUUAAAUACUAGUUUGAGUACUAAAGCAAGUAAUGCGGCAACCAUGAGUCAAACAAGUAGACCAGGUUACAAUAAAACAAACGCUAGUCAUCCAGUAAACCCACUAACAAGCAGACCACAAACACAUACUAUGGGAGCGAGUGGACAAAGUUAUAGUGUGGGAAGUAGCGCACCAGGAGCUGUAGCAGGAGCAGUGAAGCCGGGAAUGCCAGUGCCAUGGCCAAAUCCAACAGCAACACAGCAGCUGUCGUCAAAAACAGUGGCAACACAGGAAUCGAACAAGCUGAUAAUAGCAUCAACACAGAAUGUUCCAAAGGGAGAAAUGAUGCCAAAAGCAGAUUUAGAUAUGGUAAUCUCAACAUUAAAUGUAAUGACAGGAAGAUUGGGGGAAACGAAAAUGGAUUUGGAUACUAAAAAGAACGUAAACGAUCUGAUAAAUAUGUUGAAACAAGGAUCACUAAAUGCAGAAGCCAAUUCACUACUGGCCACACUAUGUAGAGCAGUGUCACAAGAUGACAACUUCAACUCGAACCUCAUCCUAAACAAUAUCAUCUCCAAGCUAUGGAAUAACCAAAACAAGUCCUGGAUCAUGUGCCUUAAAAGAUUAGUUCCCAAAUAA